Molecule: messenger RNA, 530 nt
Organism: Drosophila grimshawi
Lineage: Eukaryota; Metazoa; Arthropoda; Insecta; Diptera; Drosophilidae
Exons: 3
Coding region: 111-482 (123 amino acids)
Source: RefSeq, a predicted model, not a curated record
UUGAGCACCAAUUUUUGGUCUUUUAAAAAUACGAAGCUAGCACUCUGACAAACUCAGUUGCUAAUGAGGGUUCUCUAGGUACAAAUCUACUAAAAAUCAAAAGAAAACUAAUGUUGAAAGCGUGGGUUCUUGUGCUGUUCGCCAACUUUGUGCUUGUGACUCCCGCAACGCUUGUGCCGCGCAUCAGCAACGCAAAUGGCUUCCAACUGAAGCCGGGAAAUGAUCAGUAUACAUUAAGCAUUCGGCAUCCAGAUGGGAAGAGUUCGCGGGAGGAGACUGUCAAGGAGAUUGCACCCGGCAUCCUGGAGGUGAGGGGUGCACUCAAUCAGCAUUUCGAGAACCAGGGCAAUCUUGUGGUCAUCUACGAGGCGGGGCCCAAUGGAUAUGUGGCCAAGUAUAUCUAUAAGGGUGCAGGCAAAAAAGAAGAGCCCAUGUUUCAAUUUGCACUUAGUGCAACAGUUCUAAAGUCAACAGCUGGUUAAAUUUAUAUGUAAAUAGUGUUCAAUUAAAUAAAUUAAUAAUUAGUGAUA